AACUCCGUAGUGCCCAUUAUUGUGUAUUAAAGUUGAGUGUUUUUAUUUAUUUUGAACAGGAAAUCCUUGAAAAGUAUGGCGUAAAUCAAUUAUUCCACGUAUUUUCGCUGAAUCCAAAGUAUAUUAUCCAUCAUUGAGUGUCCUGUGUGGCCAGGAUGUCGAGAUCGAGCUCCGUGGAGGAUAUUCCUGAGCAGUGUAAAGACCUGUUCACCCAAGAUGGAGUACUCCUCAAAGCCUGCCUGGGCCGACCGGUCACUGACCUCAACUCCAUCGGUAUGCUCUGCAUCGUGCAAAACCAGGACAACACCAAGUGCAUAGAGUGGAGACCGAAUGACCUGAUCACCAUAGACUCUGAUACACAGGAUCAAGAAUGGGCAGUCGUCAACACUAUUGGUAUUACCAUGUCUUAUGCUAAAGGUCGUCGCCAGCGAACUCUAAGCGGCAACAUAACAUCAGACUACGCGACAGCACGAGCUCGCAUCAUCAAAAUACCUAUAGACGAGCUUAAAACCUUCAGGGUCACCAGAAACAACCAGCAAAUGCAGUUCUCAACCAAACCAGGAGUCUGGCAAACCACCUUCUACUUUCAACACGGGAACGCGGAAAUUUUCGUCGCAUACCUAAAGAAUCAUGUCAAAACAGCCAAAACUCGUCAUGAUAGAAAUACAUACGUUGUCGUAGAACCUAAUAUAGAAACACAAGUAUUGAAUAAGUCGUUUGCUGAGCUGGAUAUUUUCACGGAGAAUACGACAGAUGUGGUCUGGAACUUGGUGUCCAAUUUCAAACAGAGACCCUAUGAGACUACUAUGGAAGCGUUUUCGAAACUCACUGAUAUUGUAUAUUACGGCAAUGAAGGUAUGAAUGGCAAACGCGAUGUUUCCGAAGAAGUAGCUGACUUGUUAACAAAGAGUAUGAGCGCCAUGGAAGAGGCUACCACAGUCGCCAAGAAUGAUGAGUACGAAGUCAUCAGUGUUAAACCUACGCUGCCACAGAGGCCUUAUAUACCUAGAGGUACACCCCUAUCGACAGAGAAAUGGGAAGGCUUGCAGGAUACAGAGGGGAGAGUCACAGAAGUUGAAGGGGUCAAACAACUUAUAUUUAGAGGGGGCGUAGCACACUCAAUAAGGCAGUCAGUAUGGAAGUACCUGCUGGACUACUACCCCUGGCACAUGACUCACGCAGAACUAAGAGCUCUCACUAAGAAGAGAACAGAAGAGUACUUCUCUAUGAAACUGCAGUGGAGGUCCAUGACUGAGGGACAGGAGGCCAGGUUUUCAGAAUACCGCGACAGAAAGAGCCUAGUAGAAAAAGACGUAAACCGCACAGACAGGACACACCCAUUCUUCGCUGGCGACAACAAUCCCAACUUAGUAGUUCUACAAGAUAUACUCAUGACAUAUGUCAUGUAUAACUUCGAUCUCGGUUAUGUACAAGGCAUGUCCGAUAUAUUGGCACCUCUUUUGUUGCUGCUGGGCAAUGAAGUCGACAGUUUUUGGUGUUUUGUCGGGUUCAUGGAUAAAAUUGCCACAAACUUCGACAUGGACCAGGCGGGCAUGAAGCACCAGCUGCUGCAGUUACAACAGCUGCUGACGUUCGCGUCGCCCGAGCUGGCGAGCCACCUGGCGGCGAAGGACUCCGGCAACAUGUACUUCUGCUUCCGCUGGCUGCUCGUCUGGUUCAAGAGGGAGUUCUCGCAUAGGGAUAUUAUGAGGCUAUGGGAAGUAUUAUGGACGUCAUUGCCAUGCGCAAACUUCCACCUAUUGAUUUGUGUUGCCAUACUCGACGCAGAAAAGGAUAUUCUCAUCAGUAAAGAUUAUGGAUUUACUGAAAUAUUGAAACACGUGAACGACCUAUCAAUGUGCCUAGACGUGGACAAAAUACUAAGCACGGCCGAAGGAAUAUACCACCAAGUUGUAUCAGCCCCCCACUUAACAGACCAGAUCCGAAUCAUCCUGGGACUUCCGACCCUCAACAUAUCGACUUCCACCCACUCCGAGAGUGACGAGCCGACGACUUCGAAAGUCGAAGCUAAUGGUACGGUGAAAGGAAGCGUGUUUGCCCAGGAUUUGGACGAAGUUAUGUAUCAGAUAGGCUUAGACAUGAAUUUUUAGGCACGGCGGAUACACUCGAAUAUAAUGGAUUACAAAUAUGUAUAGUUACGAAAACUGUUUGGGCCUUGCUCGCCUAGUGAACGAAUGUACAUAAGAGUCGUCAGUCUGGAAGAGUGAUAUUUUUUAUAUUUUUAUAAAUACACGCUUUAAUACUUGUGUCGUUUUGACUCCUGUUUCGAAGUUAGCAAUAUAUGCAACAGAUUUGCGGUUCUCUGUGAGGUUUAUUGCCUAAAGGUAGAAUAUUGACACUAGAAUUUGUUGUUGAUUUUGAUUUUGUAUAGGAUGGCUGGUAAUUAAUGACCGAUAAUUCCCUUUGUAUGCCGGUGCGCAGAUCCAUGCGAGACAUAAUGGAUUUUCUAUUGUUCUCUAAUUAGCGGCAUUCAAGAGUUUAAACACAUGAUUCUACUCAUGAUUACAUACAACUUUCCCAAAGCAAACCAAAUUCUGUUUAGUUAUUGUGAUGAAACUAAUGAGUAUAAAAAGUCGUGGUGGCCUAGUGGGUAAAGAACCAACCUUUCGAGUAUGAGGGUGUGGGUUCGAUUCCAGGGUCAGGCAAGUACCAAUGCAACUUUUCUAAGUUUGUAUGUACUUUCUAAGUAUACUUAGACACCAAUGGCUGAUAAAAAGGUGAAGGAAAACAUCUUGAGGAAACCUGGACUAUAAAGUCUGAAGUCACCAACCCGCAUAGAGCAAGCGUGGUGAUUAAUGCUCAAUCCUUCUCCGUGUGAGAGGAGGCCUGUGCCCAGCAGUGGGACGAUAAAAAGGCUGUAACAGUAAUGAGUAUAAAAAAAAGUUUCUUUGGGAAAGCUAAUUGUAAUCAUCAAUGGAGGCACGUGUUCAAGUAAUGAUUUACCAGUCAUAUAUAACGCACGGUUCAAAUGCCUUGAAAAGCAACAGUAGACGACGAAUACCAGUUAAAGUAUUAGCCCACCAAAAUUAUUGUAUUGUAUAUGUAUACAAAAGAUUGGGUAGACGUGCCAUGUGCUCCGGUGUUUAUAAGGUUCCUACAAUAUGUAAAUAGUUAAUAUUAGGAGUAGUCCAUUGAUCCUUACAGCCAUAGAUUAAAAGAGAUAUAGACAUGACAGACCUUAUUAAGCAAUUAAAAUAUAUAUAUACCAGUUUUGUUGUUACUGCAUAUAAAUUCACAAAAUAAAUCAUAUUUUACAGAUCAAUUCACUAAAGGUAAUCUUGAUAAGACAGUUUACACAAAUACAUACUAAACAAAUAAUAGUUGGCUUAAAAUAAAUCAUCAUAUUCGGCUUCCAGUCUAACCAGAUGCAGCUGAGUACCAGUGUUUUAUAGGGAGCGACUGCCUAUCUGACCUCCUCAACUCAGUUACCUGGGCAACCCAAUACCCCUUCGUAAAACUGGCGUCAGACUUACAGGCUACUGAUUGCCAAGGAUGUUCAAUGAUUUAACUUAAAAAUCAUAUAAUGUAUGUUUAUAUCGUGAAUAGAACUUUAUCAUCAGUGGCAAUGAAACUGGGGCCCGAUUCUCCUAAUUUUACUUAAGCAACAUACGAUUUACGUUCGACUCGAUUCGACUGAGAUCCGAUCCCGACUCGAUUACGAUUGAAGCGUAUGUGGCAUUCCGCUAUUUUUUCUUUGAAAUAAACGUUUUUAUCCUUUUCUGUCAUUCAAUAAUGUAUCAUUUUGUCUGCAAAUGAUUUACGAUUGCAAAAUGAUUGUAGAGCAUAUUGGUGAGAGCUUCUUCCCACCCCAGAGAGUAACACACAAUAGAAUCCACAAUGAUAUUUAUUUAGGAGAAAAUUAUAAAUACAUUUUCAUGAAAGCACAAUGACAUGACACAAAACAGACAACCCAUUUUUAUAUUAUUCUUUUUAAGUACUCCAAAUUCAAAAUUGGUUAAUAGGCCAGUAGGCCGACAAGUAGUAAGAAUUGAAACUUUAACAGAGCAAACUAUCGUAUAAACCAUAAUUACCAAAAUAGCAGACCAAUCGCACACCAAUCAAAUGUUAAUCGAAUACGAUUGGUCUUUUAUUAGUAGCAGAAUGCCCGAUAUGGUUAAAACUGCUAUUGCGAUCAUAUUGCGAUUCGAUUUCUAUUAGAUUUUGACAGUAUUAACUUAGGAGAAUCGGGCCCCAGGUCUAUAAAAUUACUUGUCUAUAAAAAAGCUUGCUCAUAAUCCAAUAAUGCCUUACUUGGUGCUUAGAAUAAAGUCAAUGAACAGGAGUCAGAAUAACACUGAUUGUUGUUAAACUAUUGUCAUUAUCAAUCCUUUUAUAUUUCUCUUGAAAAUUAUAUUUUAUUUCAAAGCUAAAAUUUUAUUAAAUACAUAGGUUAGGGUAAGUGCCUAAGUUCGCCAUUUUGUUUCAAAUAAUUAUUGAUUGAUCAUGAUCACUUUAAUUGUAAUUAUCCCACGUUUAAGGUAAAAAUUAUACCUAUUCAUAAUUUAAUUUUUAUUAAAGUUUCUGUACCUGCACA
Molecule: messenger RNA, 4555 nt
Organism: Helicoverpa zea (corn earworm)
Lineage: Eukaryota; Metazoa; Arthropoda; Insecta; Lepidoptera; Noctuidae
Gene: Tbc1d15-17
Product: TBC1 domain family member 15
Exons: 11
Coding region: 156-2111 (651 amino acids)
Biological process (GO): activation of GTPase activity
Molecular function (GO): GTPase activator activity
Source: RefSeq, a predicted model, not a curated record